Prorocentrum cordatum is the source of this 1665-nucleotide messenger RNA. NCBI's taxonomy places the organism in Eukaryota, Dinophyceae, Prorocentrales, Prorocentraceae. The record is from the annotation of a GenBank genome assembly.
AUGCUGCCCCCCGCGGCACGGGCCGUGCAGCUCGCGGGCGCCGGCGCGCCCGCGGUGCCCGCCGCCUCCAGUGAGGGCGAGGCCGGCUCGUGGCUGCUCGAGGUCCGCACGCACGGGGACGUGACGUGCGCCGCGGAGGGCGACUGCGUUGUCGGGUCUGGGUUGGGCCACUGCAAGGUGGUCGUGGACCCAUCUCAAAGGAUUCCGCUGGGCAGCACCGACUCGGGGAAUGCUUCGUUCCACGAGUUCAACAGCACCGUGCAGUACCACGAGUCGGAGAUCACCAUCACCGGGCAUUCAACGUCGUCGCAUUGGAACCUUUGCCGGUCGAAAGAAGAUGCAUCGAGAGUCGAUCUGCAUCAGCGGAAAAGAAGCUUGGCGGAUGUCUGUUACGAGGUCGACGGCCUCCCCGGCCUCUGUUUUCUGUGGGCUUCGCCGUGCUCUGGCGGGUGUUCCACACUCCGCCCAUUCAACGAGUAUUCGUCGGUCUGCCCGAAUUGGUUGCGCUACGCCACUCCAUCGGAGUGGUCGGUUGCGUUGCCUGAUAUGAAUGCCAACAGGAAGACUUACUACAGCAAGUGCGCUGCUGACCUGAUGGAUCCAUGGUGGCAUCACUGCGACUACGCGAACGAGUUCGCACGCGUUCCUGAUGAUGGCUGGAACGAGCUGGUCCUGGUCUGCGACACUACCGUUCCCGCGAUGGCCACGACGGCCACUUCCGCGUCGUCGGCGACUGGCCCCGCUCCGACACCAAUGCCGCUUCCGCCGCCUCCCGGCCCGGGGCUUGUCCCGUGUGGUCUUACCGGUGGUUACAGCGAGUGGCCAGAGGAUGCAACAUGCGCGAGUUGGAUUCAAGGAUCGGCCGUGGGUGGAGGCCCUAAUGUCUUCGUUGGUACUGUGGACACUUGCCACCAUUGCAUCCUGGCGGUCUUGAAUGCUUACCCAUCCGCCAAGGGGGCCACAUUCCGGACUCCUGGUUUGACCUCGCAGGCUGGUGAGUGCUACGCUGAGGAUGGGUGGCUGUAUCCAGAUUCGAACCCUGCAUGGAUUACCAUCCCCGUCAUUGCAUCUCUGCAGUACUACACCGAUCUUGCCUCGGACCCCUGCAGCCCAGCCUACGGGCUUACCCUGAAGCCGACCCCCGCUCCGACUGCCGUUCCCCUGGCUCCCCCAACUGGGGGGGCGGGUUCAGCAGUUGGGGAUCCGCAUCUGCAGAACAUCUACGGUGAGCGGUUCGAUUUGCUGAAGCCUGGCAAGCACGUUUUGAUCAAUAUUCCACGGGACGCGGUUGUUGUUGAGACCGCGCUGCUUCGGGUAGACGCAGAGGUACGUCAAAUGGGUGGAAAAUGCGCAGACAUGUAUUUCCAAGAACUGAAUAUCACAGGGGCGUGGGUGGAUUCGACGAAGCAGACCGGCGGUCUGUAUUUCAAAGCGAACGAUGUGGUCGAUUCAAACACGGAUUGGGAAAGUUUUGGAAAGGUAUCGUUGAAGGUUGUCCACGGACGCACCCAGCGUGGCAUACGGUACCUGAAUCUGUACGUCAAGCAUCUCGAUCGCAACGGGCUUUCCGUCGGCGGGCUGCUGGGAGAAGAUGACCACUCAGAGGCAGCGGUCUCUCCCAGGGAAUGCUCUCAGACCCUUUCUCUUAUCCAAGGUGACUUCUGA